CGUCCCUUUCCGCCGCCCCUCUUCCGUGCGCCAUCUUGUCCCCACAACUCGGCGUAACGUCGUUAACUGAACGCUUCGCGUGCGUCUUCUAAUCGCAGAGAAUACGAUCAAACGAUCCAAAAUCAAGUUCGAAUGAAUUAAGAGACGUCGGUCCGCCACUCGCGCACCUCGUUGAACGCGUUGCCGCCAUAUUCUUUAGGGACAACGGUCGUUUCCUUUCGUUUAGUAGUUUAAUGGCGUUGUGAAGGAGCUGCCAUGGCGGUUAGUCAGCAGCAGGCCGUGAGCAAACCGGCCGGCGGGAAACAUGGUAACCUCUUGCCGUUAUGGGGCAACGAGAAGACCAUGAACCUCAACCCCAUGAUCCUGACAAACGUCCUGUCGUCGCCAUACUUCAAGGUCCAGCUGUACGAGCUCAAGACGUACCACGAGGUGGUGGACGAGAUAUACUUCAAGGUCACCCAUAUGGAGCCAUGGGAAAAAGGCAGCAGGAAGACCGCGGGGCAGACGGGAAUGUGCGGAGGGGUUCGAGGAGUCGGUACGGGUGGGAUUGUGUCCACUUCAUUUUGCUUGCUGUAUAAGCUAUUUACACUGAAACUGACCCGCAAACAAGUGAUGGGUCUCAUCACUCACACAGAUUCGCCCUAUAUCAGGUCACUGGGCUUCAUGUACAUCAGGUAUACUCAACCUCCUUCUGACUUGGUUGACUGGUAUGAUGAGUUCCUUGACGACGAGGAGGAGUUGGACGUGAAGGCUGGAGGAGGGUGCGUAAUGACGGUCGGAGAGAUGCUCCGCUCCUUCCUGACCAAGCUGGAAUGGUUCUCAACGUUGUUCCCGCGAAUUCCUGUUCCUGUUCAGAAAUCAAUCGACCAGCACAUGAAGAGCCGACCACGUAAACCCCCGCAAAAAGAUGCGCAGGAUGAAGAGGCGGCAGCCGAUUCGGGAAGGCAUGGAGAUAGGCGCCAUUCCAGGACACCUAGGAAAAGUCCCAGUCCCAGGAGAUCCCUAAAUCGUUCACGGAGUCGCAGCCAUCACAGAGAAAAACAAGGCGCCAACUUCGACCGUGAACUGGAGAGAGAACGAGAUCGGCAGCGCAAAGAACGGGAGGGAAAGGACCGGGAUAGAGAUAGAGAGAGGGAGAAGGACAGGGAGAGAGACCGAGAUAGACGACGCUCCAGAACACCAGACCGAACCAGGGAACGACGCCGGAGUCGCAGCGCCAGUCGAGAGAAGCGGAACGAGAGGAAAGACAGAGAGAAAGAGAAGGAGGCAGAGAGUGAGAGAGAGCAUAGUCGCAGGAAGGACAGAGAGCACCAUAAAGAUCGGGAGAGGUCCAAAGACAAGAGGAGUAAAGGAGAGGGGGAAGAGAGGAGGCACAAGGAAGAUAAGGAGGAACGAAAGCACAGGGAAGAAAAGAGGAGUAAACGGUCAAGGAGCAGAAGCAGAGACCGGAAACACAAAACCGAACGAUCUAGCAAGAAGCGCUCCUGCUCGGGCAGCAGGAGCAGGCAGGAAGCAGGGGAGGAGAGGAACAGGAAAAGGGAACGCAGCCAUAGUAAGGAACGCUCACACAAACGCAGUCGGAGCAAAGAGCGCUCGCACCGGCAAGAAUCCAGCAAUGGACGAGAACAUGUAAAACAAGAGCGUCCCAGUCCUGAAAAAGGAGAAAGAACAAACAGUUUUCGAGCAGAGUCUCCCUGAUCCAAGUCUGUCUCUAUCUCCCCCUCCUCCUCUCUCUCAAAUUCCCUCUGUACCUUUAUUCCAGUCCCUCUCUUAUUACUUCACAUCUUUAUCUUUAAACCUCUUGUGCACCACUUGUGUUGAAGAAAGCAUAUGGAAAAGCCUGGAUUUUUUUUUUCUGCACUGUUAAUUGUGUAGAUACCAAAAAAUGUCAUUUUCUCUCAGUUGCCCAUUACAGAUGUCCAGACUGAAAAUGGCAUUUUAAAACUUUUUUUAAUCCUCUUUCUCUCCCAAUUUGUUUUCUGGAUUUUCACAAAUGGCUUUGUACAUAGAGCUCAGAGAAUGUUUUAAAUUUCUCCUGAAAGCUUUGCUGACAUUUUGCUGUUUCAUUGCUCUGUUGCAUCUCGUUUUCUAAUAAAAUUCUUGUAU
Sinocyclocheilus anshuiensis is the source of this 2106-nucleotide messenger RNA. It is a transcript of the gene prpf38b, whose product is annotated as pre-mRNA processing factor 38B. The transcript has 6 exons. Lineage: Eukaryota; Metazoa; Chordata; Actinopteri; Cypriniformes; Cyprinidae. The record is from RefSeq and is a predicted model, not a curated record. Bases 256 to 1698 code for a protein of 480 amino acids.